AAUCUGAAGGCGACGGACGCGUCCAGAUUCUGCGCAAGCGCAGAAGUCCUCUCUCGCUGGAGCGAAGUCUCGCGCGAAGACGAUCUAGGGCGCUUCCGGUACGCGUCAGCGUGGGAGACGCGCGGUUCUGAAGAACGCGGGAGGCAGCAUGUUCCUCACCGCGCUGCUCCGCCGCAAUCGCAUUCCGGGCCGGCAGUGGAGUGGGAAGCACCGGCGGCCGCGGCAGGUGUCCGUGUUUGCGAAGCAGAACAUGAUCCGUCGGCUGGAGAUCGAGGCCGAGAACCACUACUGGCUGAGCAUGCCCUACAUGAGCGCCGAGCAGGAGUACGGCCACGCCGCGGCGCGCAGGGCCGAGGCCUUCGAGGCCUUGAAGGCGGCCAGGACCUCCAAGUUCCCCCCGCAUAGGUUCAUUGCAGACCAGCUCGACCAUCUCAAUGUCACCAAGAAGUGGGCCUAACCCUGAGCCGUCGCCCUUGGGUGUGAUGGCUCACGGGACCGUCUUGUCUAUGUGGUCCUGGGACUGAAAAGCUACGAGAAGAAGCAGGAAGCUUUGGACCAGAGCACAGUGAGCCGUGUAUGAGGUGUCUGGGGCUUAAACUCCCGAAGCACUGGCCAGUUGUGUUCACUUUUUAGUCUGCUGGGAAGAUAUCUGGGAUUUCCUGAGCCACAUAUAAGAUAAAAUGUAUUUUGAAAGUUGCAAUAAAACUGCAAACCCGAUUUGGGGGCUUUGCUUAAAUCUA
This is a messenger RNA of Oryctolagus cuniculus (rabbit), 740 nucleotides long. The record is from RefSeq and is a predicted model, not a curated record. NCBI's taxonomy places the organism in Eukaryota, Metazoa, Chordata, Mammalia, Lagomorpha, Leporidae.